Messenger RNA from Aureobasidium vineae, 918 nucleotides. NCBI's taxonomy places the organism in Eukaryota, Fungi, Ascomycota, Dothideomycetes, Dothideales, Saccotheciaceae. The record is from the annotation of a GenBank genome assembly.
AUGCGUGUCGCUCUUCGCACCCUCGCUCCUCUACAUGCUAGACCGCUAGCUACUCAGAAUGUCGUUCGUUCCGUAAAUUCGCGCCAACGAUCCACCACUACCGAAUCCGCAACCGAGAAAUUGAGUCCGCGAUGGUUGGGAGAUGUCAAGCAGCGACUGGGAAGAUGCAUGAUGUUUGGGAUGAAGCCUGAGCAAGUGGCCAGAGCAGGCGCCGUACUAGACACGGUAGCAAGAGACUGGCGAGAAUUGGUUGCUGGCAGCGAAGGCUUCUUGACCUCGGAGGACCGCAGAGGGUUCUAUCGUCAUGCGGUUGUUUGGGGAGAGAUGGAUAGCAUNGGUGAGUUUGCUUUGCUAUACACGAAUUUUUGGAGGAUGGAAGCUGAGAGGACGAACAGCCAUGUCAACAACGUGAUGUACAAUCGCUAUGCCGAGUCCGCUCGCGUCAACUGGACAAGGAACUUUGCCGUGGACAUUGAUCCUAAGCACAGAAAAGAGUGGACUGAACUCAUGACGCCUAAGAGCCUUGGUCUGAUUCUAAGAUCGAUCACUACUAACUACAAGUUCCCGAUGNNAAAUGUGAGGCCCGAUCAUAUUUCCGUAUACCACAAACUCGCCUCCGAGCCGACAGCAGAAACCAACUCUUUCAUAUUAGACGUGGUCAUUAUGUCUGAGCUGCAGCAACGGCCGGCAGCACGCUGUGUGGAAGACAUAGUUGUUUAUGAUUAUCGGGCGGGUAANAAGGCACCGUUAUUGCCAUUCAUGGUAGAUGCCUUUCGCAAAACCUGGAAGUUGCAGGAGGAAGCAAAGAAAGAGAAUAGUGAGAAGGUCAGACGGUUGCUCGACGAGGUUAGAGCGCUUGAAAAAGAAACUUGGGACAGACCUGAUGCUGUGGAAGACAUGGGUGUUGCUGGGCAAUAA